Molecule: messenger RNA, 2508 nt
Organism: Parasteatoda tepidariorum (common house spider)
Lineage: Eukaryota; Metazoa; Arthropoda; Arachnida; Araneae; Theridiidae
Product: beta-secretase 1
Biological process (GO): proteolysis
Molecular function (GO): aspartic-type endopeptidase activity
Source: RefSeq, a predicted model, not a curated record
AGCUGUAUACUUUUUAACAGGAAAUAAAUCAGAUCCAGAGUUCGAGAUUGUUGUUUACAUUUAUAUUGAAAACACCAUCUAAUAGUUGACAUGUUUCCCCAUUGUGAAACUGAAGGAUUCAUUUUAAUAAUAAAAAAGUUUUUUGUUGGUACUUUUAUUUCGUCUCAAUAAGGAGAUGUUUUUUAAUUGGAAUUUUUGAUGUUUUAUUUAUUAAUUAAGUGUAAAAGACAAGAACUUUCCUCUUAUUUUUCCCCCAUAAAAGUUUGAAUUCGGCGAUACAUUCAUGCAUGUUGUUUUAAAAAUGUGAACUUUUGAGUGUGAAAAUGUUGUUGAGUGUUCUUUCAUUUGCCUUCUAUUUGUAUUGUUGUUGGUGCCAAGUACUGUACUAUGAAUACGAUGUUGAAGGGGAAGCUCAACAUGGAUUUUAUGUAACUAUUACUAUAGGUCGUCCACCACAAAAUAUAAAACUUUUAAUUGAUACUGGAAGUGCUAAUUUCGCAGUAGCUGUCACUCCACCUCUGAAAAGCGGCAGCAAUAAUUUCUUUCGUUACUCUAACUCGAACACUUUUGUGAAAACAAGCUCUCAUAUAGCAAUUCAAUAUGUUCAGGGUAAUUGGAGUGGCUUUUUAGCCACCGAUAUAGUAUAUGUUGAAAAGAAUCGCUACGUUAGGUGUGCCAUAGCCUGUAUGUCGGAUGUGCAUAAUGUUUUCGACAUCAAUUCAAUGUUCAGUGGCAUAUUGGGAUUGGCCUAUCCAGCUGUAGCUAAACCCAAUUCAUCCAUCUCCCCAUUCUUUGAUGCCAUCAGGAAGGCUCAAAAUAUAAACGACGUUUUUUCGAUCAGUUUGUGCGGUCCUUCAUUCUCGGACAGUCGCGGCUCGGAUGGAAAAUUGCACUUCGGGUUUAUUUCUGCCAGGUACUAUUCUGGCAAGAUAAUGUAUUCUCCGAUCACGAGAGAGCGUCUUUACGAAAUAACUUUGACAACGCUGAGAGUGGGAUCGAAAGAAAUAGCCGUGAAUUGUGAGGAAUUAAAUGAUCCCAGAUCGUCUGUGGAUACGGGAACGACCCAACUACUCGUAUCCAGUUUGGUGUAUAAUGAAAUCAUAUCUAAAAUAAAAUUACACGUUAGUGAAGAAGAGAGUCAGUCGGGCGUCGUGGGAAAUGUCAGUAAAUUCUGGCUCAAUGAUACAGCAGCUUGUGUUCCUAAGAUGUAUUUUAAUAUUUCUCUUUUUCCUGACCUAUUCAUAUCUUUUUACCACACUGAUAACAGUUAUUUUAAUCUUGUUAUAUCACCUGAACUUUAUCUACUUCCUUUUCAAGAGUUUUCCAUCGAAAAUACUUGUUUCACGCUCGGCAUCGGCGUAUCCGACGUUGGAACGAUCGUCGGUUCCACUCUUUUGAAAGGGUAUUACGUCGUUUUCGAUCGAGCCAACAAGAGAAUAGGCUUUGCUAACUCUAGUUUCUGUCUAAAAGAGAUGAGCUUUGUUACGAUGCCCAGUUUUUUAGACAGCGCCAACUUCUCGAAUUGCAAAUGUGUUGAGAACAAUGUUCAGAAUGAUUCUAUUACUGCUGGAACCAUUAUAUUAUUAGUGUUUAUUUUAAUACUGGCAGUUUUGUUGUUAUACAGGAUAAUUGUAUGGGUUCAAGCUAUUAGGUUUCAGUAUUCUAAUAAUCACUUAGACACUAGCAACUUAGUUGAGGAAGAUGAUAAACUAUAAAACUAAAUUUUUUUAAAACAUUGUUGUGUGUCUACCACUACAAAAAUACAAUUCCAAUUCACUACUAUAUAAGACGUGUUAACUCGAUUCUAUGUAGGUGUAUCUUUAGAUAGAUGAAGGUUGACAUUGUUGAUAACUAUUAUCUCCACAUUGGUGACCUGCAGAUGUGAUGUGAACACGCCUACCUUUACAGAACCUCCCACUUCGAUUUGAACACACCUACUUCAAUGAAUGGUCCACAUUGAACUAUGGACUUGCUACUUAUAACUGCGACAUUAUCCAGCUCAUUGUGCUGUUGCUGCUCAGUCUAGUUCACACACAACAUAUACACUCGACAGCUAGCGGCAACACAGGAAGGACUUUCCAGAAGUCCAGGGUCCUGAAGUUUCAAGAAAUCAUCAAUCACAUUUAUAGUGUUGGCAUUGAUAAGGGCAGUAUACCUGAUCUAACCAAGGCUUCGUGUCCUUUGCUAGAAGAAAUGGAAAAUCACCUUACAUAUAUUUGGAAGGAAAAAAAAGUCAAACAGUUGCCAAGACAAAUUCAGUUCAGUGUGCAGUGUCUGCUCUGAGCUCUACUAGUUCUGCUUUAGCAAACAGUGCUCAUGAAAUCUCUCACGAGCUGAAUGGCCUGACAGUGGAUGAGAGUAUGAGGAGGGCUGUUGAAGAAGAAGCUGCCAUCAUGAAUCAAUUGAAGGUUGUAUAAUCACUUGUAAAAGUUGCAUGAAUCUCGCUGCAUUUCAUAUUUUGAGCAUUCGGGAAUGCCUAUUAAUGACCAUUAAAAUCGUCUCAAAGGA